AUGGCGUCGCGCCUCCGCUCCUUCACCCGCCCCGCCGCCGCGGCCUUCCUCCGCUCCGCUGCCAGCCGGAGCCCCGCCGCUUCCCUACCCCGCACCCUCGCUCCUGUCCCCAGGGCUUCGGCCUUAGGGCGGCGGAUGGCUCUGGCGCGGUCGCUGCAACCGCUGCACAGCGCGGUCUCGGCGGCCCGGCUGACGUCGCGGCUGGGGGCGGAGGUGGCCCGGGCCGUGUCGCAGGGAUGA
Miscanthus lutarioriparius is the source of this 240-nucleotide messenger RNA. Lineage: Eukaryota; Viridiplantae; Streptophyta; Magnoliopsida; Poales; Poaceae. The record is from the annotation of a GenBank genome assembly.